AUGACCGAAGAGGAAGUGGAGGACACUUCGCAAGGUCUAGAGGACGGUGGUCAAUCCACGGUGUAUGAGCUAAAAGAGGUGAAUCUAGGCACCGUAGAAGAACCGCGUCCGACUUUCAUCAGUGCUUCCCUCUCAGAAGGGGAUGAGAACAAAUACAUGAGUUUGCUCACCGAAUGCAGGGAUGUUUUCACCUGGUCAUACAAAGAGAUGUUGGGACUAGAUCUAAAAGUAGUAGUCCACCACUCGCGAUCAAACAGGGGAGCCCCAGUAGCGGGCAAGCCGUUGAUACUAUACAUUGUAGUGCAAGAGAAAUCACUGGGGGCACUAUUGGCACAAGAAAGAGAAAAGGGAAAAGAACGCGCUCUCUAUUACUUGAGUAGAACCUUAAAUGGAGUUGAGAUCAAUUAUUCCCCUAUAGAGAAGACGUGCCUUGCGCUCUUCUUCGCCAUAAAUAAGUUGAGGCACUACAUACAGGCCUUCACAGUCCCCUUAAUUGCGAAAGCCGACUCCAUCAAGUACGUCCUGUCCAGGCCGAUCAUCUCGGGACGUUUAGCCAAAUGGGAAUUCAUGCUUCAACAGUACGACAUUGUUUAUGUACCGCAAAGGGUAGUUAAAGGGAAAACAUUGGUUGACUUCCUGGCAGAUCACCCAGUUCCAUCGGAUUGGGAGUUAAGUGAAGACUUGCCCGAUGACGAAGUUCUUUUCAUAGAAACCUCAGGGCGAUGGGUCAUGUUCUUUGAUGGUGCAACAUGGAAAAGUGGUGCAAGGGCAGGUAUCGUCCUCAUUUUGCCAAAAAAUCACAUGCUCCCUUAUAGUUUCGCACUUGCCGAGUUAUGCUCAAACAACGUCGCUAAAUACCAAACCUUGAUAAUUGGUCUCCAAAUGACCUUAGAGAUUGGAUUGAUGGAAAAGUUUGAAAGUGUGACGUUGGAACAUGUCUUGAGGACAAAGAACAAGAAAGCAGGUGCCUUGGCAAACCUAGCCACUGCCUUAAUGGACUUGGAUAAUGUGCCCUUAAUAUAUCGCUUUGGCGGAGAUGGGUUAUACCUCUUGUUGGGACUGCAUAUGGGGAAACGAAUGUGA
Benincasa hispida (wax gourd) is the source of this 1083-nucleotide messenger RNA. Lineage: Eukaryota; Viridiplantae; Streptophyta; Magnoliopsida; Cucurbitales; Cucurbitaceae. The record is from RefSeq and is a predicted model, not a curated record.